UCUCUCUCUCUCUCUCUGACAUAGAUAUAGAUGGCUAGAAUCUCUUCCAGACUUGGGCUAAUUAACAUCCUGCACAACCCUUGCAUACUAAUCGUCUGGCUCAUAGUCCUCACUACAUUCAUCUACUUAUGGCUAUUAGUUCCCCCUGGUGGGGUGGUCGAAUACCAUGUCUAUAGCCCUAAUUUCGUGGAAUUCAAUGUUUCUACAGAUAACGUUCUCCACUACAACUUCACGUUCAACAUCACUGUGCAGAAUUUAAACCAGAAGAUUGGUGUCUACUAUGAUCAGAUUGAGGCUGUAGCUUACUACCAUGGAGAAAAGAUUGGAAAUGUAACCUACUCAACACCUUUCUUUCAAGGCAAAACGGCGGCAACUUUUCUCAAUCCUGUCUUCACUGGGAGCUCGACUGCAUUAAGGGACAGUUCCAAACUUGAAGAUUUCAACAGAGAAGAGAAGGAAGGCACCUUCAGAAUCGUGGUGAAGCUCUACCUUUGGACUCGGUACAAGUUUAUGUUCUUUAACACGCCUCAACACCAACAGGAGAUUAGGUGCCAAAUUUGGUUCCAUGUCAAUUCUUAUCGUAACACAACUACAACCGGAGGUUGCCGGAUGAGAUGA
Molecule: messenger RNA, 618 nt
Organism: Nelumbo nucifera (sacred lotus)
Lineage: Eukaryota; Viridiplantae; Streptophyta; Magnoliopsida; Proteales; Nelumbonaceae
Product: NDR1/HIN1-like protein 10
Biological process (GO): defense response to other organism
Cellular component (GO): plasma membrane; plasmodesma
Source: RefSeq, a predicted model, not a curated record